This is a messenger RNA of Pectinophora gossypiella (pink bollworm), 10957 nucleotides long. It is a transcript of the gene dsx, whose product is annotated as protein doublesex. NCBI's taxonomy places the organism in Eukaryota, Metazoa, Arthropoda, Insecta, Lepidoptera, Gelechiidae. Gene Ontology annotation, molecular function: DNA-binding transcription factor activity, RNA polymerase II-specific; RNA polymerase II cis-regulatory region sequence-specific DNA binding. The record is from RefSeq and is a predicted model, not a curated record. Gene Ontology annotation, cellular component: nucleus. Gene Ontology annotation, biological process: regulation of transcription by RNA polymerase II; sex differentiation.
AUGGAGGAUAAUUUUGUGCAAGUUCGAGAAAUUGCAUUGUGCACCGCAAUAAAUGCAGUCGGCGGCGGGCGGGGCGCGGGUGGCGGCGGCGGCGCGGUGGGGGGGCGGGGGCGCGACGGCGGCAGUGUGCGGCCGGCGCUGCGAGCAGGCAGUCGCAUCGAGGAUCGCGCGGCCGCGCACCGCGCAAGUCUCGCGAACACGGGCCGACAACGCGAGCGCCAUGGUAUCGUGGGCGCGUGGAGGCGCCGCGCCGUCGACGACUGCGAGGAGCGCUCAGAGCCGGGCGCGUCCAGCUCGGGUGUGCCACGUGCGCCUCCCAACUGCGCGCGCUGCCGCAACCACCGACUCAAGGUCGAGCUGAAGGGGCACAAGCGGUACUGCAAGUACCGGUAUUGCACGUGCGAGAAGUGCCGGCUGACGGCAGACCGGCAGCGGGUGAUGGCGCUGCAGACGGCGCUGCGGCGUGCGCAGGCGCAGGACGAGGCGCGCGCGCGGGCUAUCGAGUCGGGGAUGCAGCCGACGGGCGCGGAGUUGGAGCGGCCGGAGCCGCCGGUGGUGAAGGCGCCGCGCUGCCCGGCCGUGCCGCCGCCUCCGCGCUCGCUGGGCUCCGCCAGCUGCGACUCCGUGCCGGGCUCCCCGGGGGUGUCCCCGUACGCACCGCCGCCGCCCUCGGUCCCGCCGCCGCCUGCCAUGCCGCCGCUGCUGCCGCCGCAACAACCAGCGGUGUCCCUUGAAACGCUAGUGGAGAACUGCCACAAACUGCUGGAAAAGUUCCACUACUCCUGGGAAAUGAUGCCCCUGGUGCUGGUCAUUCUAAACUACGCCGGCUCCGACCUCGACGAGGCUUCUAGAAAAAUUGAUGAAGGGAAGAUGAUCAUCAACGAGUACGCGAGGAAGCACAAUCUGAACAUCUUCGAUGGCCACGAGCUGAGGAACUCGACUCGCCAUGACCGGACCAAAACUUCGAAAUUCGAAUUGAAAAUGCUGAGCGAAAUUAAUAAUAUAAGUGGUGUACUAUCGUCGUCCAUGAAGUUAUUUUGCGAAUGAUACUUUGUUUUGUAUGUGCUGUGUGUUGUGUGGACUUUUGCUGUGCGUUGCUGUUUGCGAUGGAAGGACUAUUGUGUCGUCGCCACGCUGGACUAUUCGCACAUUGGGUGGUCCACCAGUGGCGGAUGUACGAGCGGUCGCUGUGCUCGCUCCUGGAGCUGCAAGCGCGCAAAGGGACGUACUCGGUGUGCUGCUCACCCCGCUACGUCAUCGCGCCCGAGUACGCGUCACACCUGUUGCCUCUGCCGCUUACCACGCAGAGAUCAUCCCCGCCGCCCGCGCACUUGUAGCGAUGCGAACCUGCGCCGCGGGAAGCGGCGCAAGAACCCGCCGAUGCCCCGGCGUCGUCGUCGGGUGCCACCGAGUCCUAGGUUCGAUUCGCGGCGCAGGUGGGCAUGCAGUGCGCAGAACUGCUUUCUUAAAUAAGAUCUGUGUAAAUUACGUGUUAUGUGUAUACCACGUUGAACAGUACCUUGAAUAUUGUUUUUUUUUGUGUUUUAAGUGUUAAACAUGUUAUUGAGGCGGUUCGUGUAGUUGGAAAAGAAAAUGGCUGAAAUAUUUUCACGACAAAAACAUUUUUUAAACCAAUCAAUUUUUGUUUUAUUUCGAAUAAAUAUUUGAUUUUGGAAACAUUAGUGUUCAAAAAUAGGCCAAACAUUGAAAUGAGUUAUCACAAAUAUUCAACCGGCUGUUACUUUGGUAAGGAUCAUAAUCAAUAUGACGAAUAUUUAGUGUACCAAAUUAUUAUAGUAUCGAGAAAGUGUUAUGUGUAAGUGAGCAUAGUAUAACAAUUCGGUAUCUCCAUACUUCUUUUUCAUCGUGUGUGCGGGUUAUUAUUGAGCAUAAGCCCCACACAUAACUCAUGUAACGACUACGUACUUACAUGAGUAAGUAGUAAUCGGGACCAAAGGCUUAACGUGCCUUCCGAAGCAUGGAUCAUAUUACUUACGGACAUUCGGGUGAUCAGCCUGUAAUGUCGUAACCAAAUUACGGAUGACAAAGUGAUUUUUGUGAUAUCCCCACCGGAAUUCGAACCCCGGGACCUCUGGAUCGUGAGUCUAACGCUCAACAACGGAGACAGUCACUCUCUAUACUGAUUAUGAACCAUACCGAACUAUAGGUUGGAAGAAAGUCUGUGGUAUACGAGUACUUUGAAUCGGGACAUAAUUUUUUGAUCCAUAAAAUUUUUGGUACAGUUUUGAACUUACUUUUUUAAUGUCAUACUUUUUAGGAACAGAAUAAAAUCAAAACUAAGUAAUUUAUAGUUACGGAAGUAUUACAGUAAUUUUGGAAAAAAACGGCAAUAACAAUAUUUAAUGAGAGACUUUUUAGGCUACGUUCCCCAAAAAAACUAUAGAUGGCCCUGUACAGAUUUGUCUUCAUUUAACCUUAUGAUAACGUCCCCACUGCUGGGGCAUGGGCGUUUCCUAUGGAUGGAUAGGGAGAUCGGGCCUUAAACCAUCACGCGGGCCCAUUGCGGAUUGAUGGUUAUUAACGACUGCUAAUGCAGCCGGGAACAACCGCUUAACGUGCCUUCCGAAGCAAGGAGGAGCUCGAGAUGAAAACUUUUUUUUGUGGUCACCCAUCCUCGACCGGCCUUUGCGAAAGUUGCUUAACUUCAACAAUCGCAGACCGAGCGCGAUUACCGCUGCGUCACCGAGCUCCUCCUGCAUCUUUAAUCUUUGUUUUUUGGGUUUAAAUGAUGACCCUUGUUAUUACACCCAAGCGCAACAGAUCAAAAUAACGAGAAGGAAUAUAGCUAGCAACAUAAUUCUAUACAUAUCUGAUCCAAAUAUCAAGUGACAAUUAUUUUUAUAUAUGCCUCUGCCAUUAGAAUAUACUUUUGAAUAAUUAUAUACUCGGGCAAUGAGAAAUUAGGUAAUUAUUACGUAAAUCUGGACAACGCUAUCUAUAUUGUUUUUGGGGAACGUGGCCUGUAAAUUCCCUCAUUGAUAUUUUAUAUUAUUUAUCACUACUGUACAUUACAACAUAAAGUCACGUUCUGGUAAUAAAACAGUUUAAUUUCAAGAUUAUUUCAGUUUGUUUAUUCACGUCUGAAUAUUUCAGCCAUUUUCUUUUUUAACUGUGCACAAAAUAUGGCUCUUUUUAAAAGUUGUUUUGGCAAAUGUCAAUUAAGUUAAACAGUCUCAAAGAGACGUAUGGAAUAGUGGAAAUGUCAUUGUUUUUUUUAUUGUUUCAAAAGUACCUAUUUUCAAAAAGUUGUGUGACAGUUCGUGGAUAUGGGAACGCGUUGGAAUAAUGGGAUAAUAAACCUUCAGUUUAUAAAAAAGUAUCUAGAAAUGGAAGCCAGUCGAGACGAUCAAAAAUCAAUCUCAUUUUUCGACUUGACCAGCGACAUAAAUGCUAAGAGAAAAUUAGAUCGAAAAAUAAAAUCUGGCUUAUUUUGGAAUUUAAAUUCAGAAUUACAUUAAAUCAAAAAAGAACUUACUUAUUUACAAAUUUAAAUUUAGAAUUACAGUCAUAAGAAUGAGAUUUUAUGUGUUCUUGCAAAUAAAUUGAUUUGAUUUGAUACGACGUUUGACCACUUUUAAUGAUGACGUCACCAUUUUAUAUUCGCAACAAAAUCCAUUAUAAAUAAACCGUUUUGACGUUUCAAAAAAGUUUUUCAUUUUACCGGUUUGUCAUCUAUAUUUUAAAGCAUUAGGAUCAUGCAAAUGAUGCACUAUGUUUAUUAUCUGAAGGUUUAGUAUCCCACCAAGAAAUAUUAAGUUAAAGAAUGUGUUUAAAUCAAUUGAUUCCAGUGAUUAUAAAAUUAUAAUUGAUGCUUUUUGUCAGGAUUGUGUAUGUGUUAUUUGUUAAAAGUCAGUCCGUUUUGAAAUUCAGUAAGUCUACGAAUAUUGGGGUUACAAUUCCUGAUUACGUCCAGCAAUCAUCAUCUCCAUAGCUUUAUACCGCUUACCUAACCUGAAGAUUUGACAGGUCCGGUUUUUUAUACAGAAGCAACUGCCUGUCUAACCUUCCAACCCGAGAAGGGAAAACCAGCACAAUACGGGUUAGGUUACUCUCUCUCUCUCCCCUUGGCAUUUAUUAUUCCCAUCUGAAGGUGGGGUCUGCCUUCUUCGUACUUCUUUUCCACUUCGCUCUAUCGGACGUGUCGUUCUCGGACAUUGCACAUGCACAGGUCCUUUUUUACCACAACCGCCCGCCCAUGUUGUUUUUGGUCGUCCUCUUGGUCACAUAUCUCCGAAAUGCAUUUCUCAGGAAUGUAUGUUUCCUCACAAUGUUUUCCUUCACCGCUGGGUACGAUUUAAUCAUGACUCAAUCGAUGAAAAAAGUCUUUCGAAUAAUAACGCUUGGGUGCUUUGAGUGUACUCAUUUCUGACAUUAUAAUUACCUGAUCACUUUUUUUCCAUGCGACACAGUUCUAAAGUUGCUUUUUACGUAUUUUUAGACGCAACUGUGCCUCCGUUAGUUAUUUUUUUAAUAGCUAGAGUUGUAAUGGGCGUGUAUCGACAGAGGGGUGGGUGGGACGACCAUAGCACCGCCCACUAUGCGGCCCUCGCCACCUGUACCACACACCAGAACGGAAUAUUGCUCGCUUACUUAAAUGCGAGCGAAAGAAAUCGAGCUAUUACUGCACACUUUGUUGAAUCUAACCAGAACGAUCCGUUUGGUAAGAGGAUAAAAUUCGAGUUCAAAAUGUCAAGAUAACAUCAUAUUAUUUAAAGCUGGUUUUGGAUGUAACGCGGUCAAAUGCAAACUUAUUGUUUUCAAUAAGGUAUUAUUAAUGAAUGUGGUGUGUGAAGUGAAGGUACGUAAUUAACAAUAUAGCAUCACGCCAGUAUCCACAAACGGGUAGGCAGAGGUAUAUGUAUAGUAUAGACACCCACUCCCUGCUGUUUUAAGUCCCAUGUAAUAGGGGGCAAACCUAUUGCCAUCAACCGGGCACAAAUCCUGGAAACCACGCUUGUGUCAAUUACCUAUGAACAAAAAACUCAAAGCUAUUUCAAUUAACGUAAAAAAAACUUAACUAAAACUUUAUAACACACAUUAAGUGGUGUUAUUGAUAUUCAUUUUGGUACCACACAGGUCACAUUGAAACAAUGAGAAACAUUCCAGGCUGCGUUCCUCAAAAACUAUAUAGAUAGCGCUGUACACAUUUUCCUUCGUUUAUCCGUCUAAUUUCAUGGAUAACAGCCAUUGGCCCCGAUUCCUGCAGACACCGCCUAAUUUUAUUUAAAGUUAUAUCCGUCAUUUUCAUAUCCGUCGAAAAGGAAAGGGACGGAUGAUUCACAGCUCUUAAUUUUAGGAAGAAUGAGUGAAUGAAUGAAUAACUCGGGCGAAUCAAAAGGUAUGUCGCUGGUAUGCAAUCCGUUUGACGUGCUGUCUACUUAACUGUGUCGGGCCUAUUAACCUGUUCAAUGUGGCCUAUUAACCCCCAAAACAGAUAGUUCGACGGACUGACUUUAACGGAUUACACAAAUUUUACGGAACGUACAGUCAUGAGCAAUAACAUGUACCCACUUUAGAACCCUGUCGCACUAUCAUAUUUGACAUUUAAUGAGACUUACGGUUUAAUUUGUAAAAAAAGUUAAUGUAACAAGGUUUCAGAGUGUAUACAUAUUAAUAAUGGGCUGAUGAUGAUGACUCGUGACCGUACGGUAGACCGUUUGUGCAAUUUUGUUUCCAAAUUUGGUAAGGAAAAUACGAAAAAGUCGUAGUAGAAAGUGACGAUUUUUACAUGGUGACAUAUCCAUUACAAGCAGAUUUUAUAUAUCCUUCACCAGCUUAUGUAAAGUGUUGUUAAUGUUGUAAAAGGUAUUGCAGUGAGCGUUACAUAAAUGUACCCAAAAAAACAGAUCCGUCAUCACAAAAAGAGCUUUUCUCACGAUACGUCACAAAAAUGACGUCCCAAUAAAAUUUAAUUGUAAUUUUUAUUAUUAUAUUAUUCACUUGUUAAAUUUACACACAUUUGUUUAACGAACACAGAAUAUUUUCGAGUUACAGCACUGUUUUAACAUUUUUGAUAUUUACAUUAAAUAUUCCAUUCCAUCCAUAUUUUCUCUUUUAUAGAAUAAUAUCGUAUUGUCCGUACAUAAAUAAAUGUGAUAUUGAUUGAAUUUCAUGAUUUGAUUUGAUCUCACUGGUUUUAAAAUUUGUUAAUUAUCGAUUUCGAUCCGUACGAUUACAAAAUAUUACUAUUAAGUAUUAUUAUAACUUAAACUAAACCAUAGAUGUCACUAGCAAGUUAUAUUUUAAGGACAUGCACAUUUUGUUUGUAAUUUAGGUGUUUGCUAGUCAAAACGGUAAAAAAUAAUUUCCCUUAUAUUUAUUUCAUUCUUACGGUUCUGACUUAACCAGUGAUAAAUUAUUUUAUGAGUACUAAAAAUAUGGAAUUAACGAGCAAAUAAAACCGUUCAAAAUUUCGUCCUUGAUUUUCUUUUUAUAUUGUACCUUAGAUAUAUAAUAUCAUAAUGCUAAUUCAUUUAUAUUUAAACUCUAGCGUAUGUAGUAUUAAAAUAAUAGUUUACAUUGUAAAUAUUUUGUAUAUAACUAUGAGUAGCAGUGAUGUUGGGAUAUUUUUCAUUGUAAGAAAUUUUCGUAUAGAAAUAAUUUCUGUCCGAAUUUGUCAUGUUGUUACCUUUAUGUUCUAGAACCUUCUAUGUUCCUUAACUUUGUAAGUACCUACUUUAAAGCCAAGAUGUUAUUGUCAAAUAGAGAGUGUUAAUAACAAACACUCAUGAAUACAUAUACAACGAUAGGUAUCAUAAAAAUGCAUAUUACGAGAACUUUUUAAUUUUUUUCACACAAGUUCACCUAAACAUUAGAUAAAACUAUACAUGUAAUUUAUAGUAAACAGCCUUUGAAUACUUGUGUCGUUUUUAAACUCCGAGAGUUUAAGCGAAUCAAGCUUAAGAGAGAAAGGCUUAUUUAAUUUUAGGCUUUAGUGCGCAGUAAAGGAAAUACGUAUUAUUUUCUUCGCUUAUCGCUAAUGGCUGUUCAGGGGGGUUAACAAGGUCAUAUCGAUUUAAAAAAAGCAAUAUUGCAAUGUGACAUUUGCACAUAUAAAAUUAAGCGCGCAGUGCACACAAACGUCAAAUAGCAAUAUUGCUUUUUUUUAGAUGAAUUGGGUAGUUUCCUAGGUCAGAGAUAAAUUAUGAAAUUCUGAUUACUAAAUAAAGAUAGAUCUAAAGGUGACAAAAUACGUUUUCGUAAGAAAAGUGUAAUAAUAAGUGCGACAUUUUCACAGGUUGCCUUUUCACACAAAUUCCAUAGUAAUUUCGUGUUUUGACGUUUAAUAAAAAGUAACUGAUUUGACUAGUUGGAAACUGGCCUAUUGCGAUGUGGCGUUUUUAAUCCCUAGGUCAUUUCUCCCGGACAUAAUCCACCUCUUUCCUAAAGUCUACUACGCGUCUACCACAGAAAAAAUAUUAUCUGUCGCCUACUCCAUAAAAUUCGUAUUUACAAUAAGUCACGUAUACGUGUUUUAAUAAUAUAUAAAAUCACGCUUAUACAGGAGGAUGCCCUGGAUACCCCCGAAAGGGUAAACAGGGGGUCAUGAGCAAUAUAAUGUACCCACUUUAGGACUCUGUCGCACUAACAUAUUUGACAUUUAGUCAGAUUUACAGUUCAAUUUGUCAAAAAAGUUAAUGUGACAUGGUACCAAAGUGCAUACAUAUUAAUGCUCGUGACAAUACAAUAUAUACAGUAUAUAUCUUCGCCAGCUAUGUUUAAGUCCCAUGCUGUAAUAAGGGGCGGGCCAAAUAAAAAAGGGGGCUGAAAAAGUGCUGUAAUAAGGGGGGAGGGGGAAAUAACCAGGCCUAAAUCGAAACCAUGCAUCAAUAGAUCUAAAGAUUAAUUCGAACGUCAUAUCGAUAAAAAGAAUAAAAGUGGACUUUUAAAAGGAAAUAAUGUGGCAAUGAGGGGCCUUUCAGGCGUCUUUCUCCAAAAAAAAAGAUGGCUCUGUACAGAGUUUCCUUUGUUUAACCUUCUAUGUUCAUAGAUAACAGACAUGUGCAACUUUUAUCUUUGUUUUUGGGGUAUAAAUGGUGACCCUUGUUAUUACACCCAGGCGCAACACAUCUUCCACCAAUUAUUAUUCUGACCAAAAUAAAAGAAGCAAUAUAGAUAGCAAUAUAAUUCUAUACAUGUCUGAUCCAAAUAUCAAGCAACAAUUAUUUUUAUUAUUAUAAUUAUGCCUCUGUCAAUACAUUUUAUUUUUGAAUAAUAAUCAAUCAAUCAAUAAUACUUUAUUGCACGACAUAUACAAAGGAUAUGAACAUACGAAUAAAAACAUAAGCACAUAAUUGAAAAAAAAAUUAAUGAAAAAAUAGGUAAUUAUCACGUUAAAUCUAUACAGCGCUGUCUAUAUUCUUUUUGGAGGCACAUAGCUUGGAAAGUUCUUCAUUAGAAAUGGUAAUUUUCCCAUUUUGGUCUUUUGGUAAUUUCUCCUACCAACUCCAUGCUAAAUCAUUUUAUAACUUAGUUGAACGACAACUCGCAAACUGUACAGUUCUAUCUAUAUAUUUCUUAAUUAAAUAGGUAUCAUCAACUAAGUAAUUUCCGAAAUUACACAAUAUUGAAAAAGUGAAUUGUAAAUUUAGCUUAGCUAGAAAAACUUUCCUUAACGAAAAUUGCUAAGUUACAAUGAACAGAAAAAAGUUGUAAGUUGAAAAUAUAAUUUUUGGAAUAGAUAUAAACAUAUUUAAAAAUAAUAUGACAGUUAAAAAUUAAUGAAUACAACGAAAAUAUGUAUAGUUCUUUCAUUUCUCAGUAGAUUUGUCAUCAAGACGCUUUCGUAUGUUUUAUUAAUAUUAAUCAGGAUUGGGAUAUAUUAACUAUUACCUUACCUUGAUAGCUAUUAAUUGUAAAUUGUGAAUGAAUCCUAGUAAUUUAUAAGAUCUUGUAUUAAAUUAAGAUAAUUGCGUCAUUAUUACCUAUUUAUGAUAAUACCUAUAGAUCAUGGUAUAAGAAAACUAGGUAUGCUUAAAACUGACAGCUAGCUUUUCAAGGUUAGCGCAGCUGACGUCAUCCCACCCUACGUUGCCAUUAAAAAAUAAAUUACCCACGUCCAAUGUUUUUAAUUCACUUUAAAAGGAAAUUUUGCACUGUAUUAUGUAUAUUAUGUACAGUUUUACUGAUUUUUAUAUAUGUGACUAAUAAUAAAAAUUAAAUACAUUAGUCAGUAAUUCACUUAAUUUUCAAUAAUAAAAUUUACGUCCUUGGAAUAUUGGAGAUACCACUUUAAUGGUAACACUUACGUCAUCAAAGGGCUAGCAAUGGCGGCUUGUUAUUGGACUGAGCAUACCUGGUCUUCAUAAACCAUGGAUGAUACAUAGUUUCAUUAUUAUUAUACAUCGUAUCUUCCAUUAACAUUACGUGACAUCACACAACUAACUUCGUCCAAAAGUAGAAAACUUUUUAAAAUUAGAUUCUUAAAAUUUUUCGCGAAAGUAUUGUUAGAACAGCCAAAGUUGUUAGAGGAUUUUUUUUUAAAGGAUGAUAAAAUUGACUAACUGUAUAAACUUAUAGUAAAUAUUUUCAAUGAUAAGUAGCGAGUAUUCGUUUUUCGAAUACAUUAUUUUUAUUAAAUUAUAUUUUCAAAUCAUGUUGGCUUCUGGUCUAGAUGAACGUUUACGCUACUAAACGUUUCGCCGCUUCCUUUUUGAUGCGAACAGCGAAGGAUUAGAACUCUGCCGUCGUCUGUAUUUCCAACUCGUUAUAAUCCGGGAGUGUUCACGGCUAGAGUGAAUAGGCACUUGCUAGGUAAGUGUGAUCCACCCUAGACCACAUCAUCAAUUACCAUCAGGUGAGAUUGUCAACAAACGCGAGCAAUAUUUAAUUUAAAAAAAGUAACUUUUUCAAAUACACAAUAUUGUUAUUCCUAAAACUCUACCAGCAUACACUAUCGCUUCCAGCAAAAGUUAAGGGCUCACGCACACACAAAAGGCUCGCCUAUAUUAUUUAAAAAACCAAACCAAAGGGGGUAUGAAGCAUACUCCACUGCGAGUUAUUUUGUUAUUUAGAUGAUGUCUGUGAUUACAAUUGUUGAUUCUUAACAAUAUAAAAUAGCAUAGCGCAUGUAUCCCCAUAAGUUGAUUCUUACUUGAAUCUAAAUAAAUGUUACCUACUUACCUAAAUAUUAUUUUAUUAAACAUUUAAAAAAAAGCUCACUAAGUACACGCGUUCAUUUUAACUCACAAAAAAAUGUUUCCUACUUAUCAAAGAAAAGUUUACAAUGAAUAAAUGUAAUUUGUAAUGUAGUCAAUUUUAUGCAUCCUGCCCUUAAAUGUAAAGUCCUGUAGAUAUAACAUCUCGUCCAUACAAGUCAGGUGCUUUCGUCACAAAACUUCCUAAAAUAAAAUAAAAAUUAAUACUAUUUGUAUAUUAAACUAUAGGAUUUUUUCUCCUUUUAGCGUUAAGAAGUCAGUAACAGCACAUAAUGUAAGUGGCAGUCCAUCACAAUAGCGUAGUCGACGAAUUUAAAAUUUAAAUUAACAUUUAUCUUAUUUAAGUUACUGUUAAGGUGAAAAAGUUGAAACUUUUAAAUUAAAAUGGUGUUUUGGAGCGCAAGGAAAAGCCAAAUAGAGAUAGGGGAAAUGAAUUCCAAAAUUAUUUUCUAAGUUGUACACGCGGUAAAGUUACUUGUUUGAUUUGUAGACCUUAAUUUGUACUUUGUAGGUACCAAAUUGCAAAAUAAUUUCUUGAUACGAGUGCAAAUUAGAAUUAUACCACCGUCUCAAAGUUACAAGUAGCUUUUUAAUAAAUUGGGCGUAAAUCGUUUAAGCUUACAUCUUUGUGAAUCAUGUGAAUCUAGUAGCCUAAAUAAUUGUACCUGUUAUAUUUAAUGGUGUACUUGUUUGUAAGCAAAGGGAUGGUUUAGUUCUGACGUGGAAAAUGUUUAAAGUAUUUCUUGUCAAAUAAACGAUAUGGUAAUCGUUUACUGUCA